This is a messenger RNA of Hibiscus syriacus, 934 nucleotides long. RefSeq names its product protein NLP8-like. Gene Ontology annotation, molecular function: DNA-binding transcription factor activity; protein binding. The transcript has 2 exons. The record is from RefSeq and is a predicted model, not a curated record. The coding region runs from base 116 to 619 and encodes 167 amino acids. NCBI's taxonomy places the organism in Eukaryota, Viridiplantae, Streptophyta, Magnoliopsida, Malvales, Malvaceae.
CAGUAACCCUUCAGUUGAUUAUAGUGAGGAAUCUAGGUCGGUAGCUCUAGAUGCAGGAUCAUUUCCGGCAUCUACCGUCGGCAUUGUAUCUUGGACUUGUCCUGAAAAUGCAACUAUGGGUUUGUUUUUCCUUCAAGGAGACAAGAAGGGGAAUCAGAAAGUAGAGAUUCCUGACUGCCACAUCAUGUCUUCGAGCUCGAACUCCUCGUCUGGUCCUGACGAGAUGGAUAGCCAAAAGCAAGGUGAUGAUGAGAUUGUCGAACAUGGAAGUUCACCAGGCUCUAUAAAAUCUAUGGAGGCAAAGAAUUCUGAAUUGAAGACAAUUUGUGUUGAUAGCAGCUCGAAAAUUACCGUAAAAGCUACUUACAAAGAGGAUACUGUUCAAUUUAAGUUCGAGCCGUCUGUAGGGUGCUUCCAACUAUGUGAACAAGUUGCACAAAGGUUCAAAAUUCAAAAUGGGUCGUUCCGGCUCAACUAUUUGGAUGAUGAAGAGGAAUGGGUAAUGCUGGUUAGUGACUCGGAUUUAUACGAGUGCCUGGAAAUGUUAGUAUGCCGGAUCACAAAGAGUCAAGUUUCAACUUCAAGAUGUACUUUGUGCUAUGGGCAGUUCUAUCAGUAGCAACUGUUUUUUUUUUUUGUCUUGAGACUUGUAACAGAUAUGCCAAUGCUCAUCAGCAAUUAACCAUCGGCCUUUGUAGUAAUUUCUCGAAUUCGAUUCAGGUUCUAUAGAGUAAAAAAUGCAAAUGAAGCCUAUCUAGUUAAUGCCUGCUCAGGUCGAAGCUUCUGUUUUUCGAUCUUACACCAUUGUUACAGCUUCAGUUCAAGGAAGAAGGGUGAAGAAGACAUGAGCAUAGAUUAUAGUUAGUAGUAUAGGACUGCAUAUGUUAGGAGGGAGCAAUAGAAAUAGGAUCCUAGUCAUAGUCAAUGUUAACAG